AUGAAGCCACGAAAGUCUUCGUUGAAUCCAUAUGCAGCCGCAUACGUUCCCGUCUCUAAAAGGGAUGCUAAUGCUAAUGCUACUGCUAGAUUUUACGCGACGGAAGAAGAGAACAACACUUCGCAAGACUACGACGGGACUGCGUGGUUUCCGGCUCCUCAGUAUGCUGCAAAUAAUGUCCAGCUGCUGAAGAAAAACCCGCAAAGACUCUCUCCGGGGAAGAGUCAGCCGGGUUCUAGUUCUUACUUUUCAUCGCAGCAAAGUGUAGCGCCGCUGGCUGAUAAGCAUUUUAUGGAUGAGGAUGUUGAUAUUGAUUUGGAGUAUCUUAGGAUGACGUUCCCGGGGAUAUCUGAUGAGUCACUUGUAGAUGUUUACAAUGUAAACGGUGGGGAUCUGGAUGCUGCUGUUGACAUGCUUAGCCAACUUGAGUUUGAUGAUGCUGUUGACUCUUCUGGAAAUCUUCCAGACUCACUGGAUAUUGGUGAUGUUUCAGAGCCUGCUUUGCCAGCUAAUUCCGCUUCAUCAAAACAAAAGAAUGCAACAGCUGAAGCCACGUUCCAUUGUAUGAAUAUGAAGGCCAGUGAGAACAAAGUUGGCCAAAAGAGUUAG
This is a messenger RNA of Vicia faba (fava bean), 609 nucleotides long. NCBI's taxonomy places the organism in Eukaryota, Viridiplantae, Streptophyta, Magnoliopsida, Fabales, Fabaceae. The record is from the annotation of a GenBank genome assembly.